Molecule: messenger RNA, 1056 nt
Organism: Vigna unguiculata (cowpea)
Lineage: Eukaryota; Viridiplantae; Streptophyta; Magnoliopsida; Fabales; Fabaceae
Product: pumilio homolog 11-like
Biological process (GO): post-transcriptional regulation of gene expression
Cellular component (GO): cytoplasm
Molecular function (GO): mRNA binding
Source: RefSeq, a predicted model, not a curated record
AUGGCGCAGAAGGAGGAGGAGGAGGAUCAUCCUUUUCCCUUCAUGCAAGAGCAACAGGAACAGAGUGGUGAAAGAAAUUCAGUUUCUUCUUCUUCUUCAAGAAACCUGCAACAGUUGAAACUGGGUUGGGUGAAUCGGCAUCAGAGUAAUGUGCGACACCUUCAAUUUUUAAUGCCUUAUGGUAUCCGUUAUAAUGAAAUCAACCAUACGCAUCAACCUUCGUUUUCUCAGGUUCAGAUGGCAAGCUCUUCUUCUUCCUCUUCAAUAACGCAAGACUCUUCUGAAGUCGAAAACCUUGCGUCUCGAAUGGAAUCACUCACCUUCUCCAAUCUUAAUGCUUUCCAUGGUUACCAUGAACCUUGUUUGCAGUGCGUCAGGAAUAUUCACUCUGCCAACGCCACGCUUCCCACGCGCCAUCACCAUCACCAUCACCAUCACCAUCGUCGUCUUCAUGCUAUCGGAGUAUGGCUUUCAAUGGCAAAAGACCCACGUGGAUCUCGUGUAGUUCAACAGAAGAUCGACGAGGGCACACGCCAGGAAAACUUCCACAUAGUCAAAGAACUCGAGCAUCAUUUCCACGAGUUAAUAAAACACCCUUAUGGCAGCUUCGUCAUUCUCAAGCUUUUUCAAUCAAGAAAUAUCACCGUUGCUCAAAAGAACUAUUUUAUCUACUUGAUUACCACUGACCUGUCAAUGCUCAGAGAUUUGUGCAUCCAUGAUCUAGGGGGUCGGGUUAUUCAGCAGAUUCUUGAGAUUGAAGAUGUUCUGAUCGCGAUAGAUCAAAUAACAUAUGCUAUGAGCCGUGUCACUGUUGCACUUAUGAAAAAUAAUAAUGGUGGUUAUGUUAUUCUACAGUGCCUGAAGGUUAUUUUGGAGGUUGUAGCGCGUAACUGUUAUGAUAUUGCAGUUAACAAAAGCGGAUGCUGCAGUAUUCAAAAAGUUAUCCAGCACGAUGAUGUUCCAGGUUUCUAUGCUCUGAUCGACAAUCUAAUCUCAAAUGCUGAGAACUUGGCAAAAGAUCAAUACGGGUUUGUCUCUUCAUACUCGUUUUCUUGA